Messenger RNA from Jatropha curcas, 1036 nucleotides. RefSeq lists its product as hypothetical. Gene Ontology annotation, molecular function: fatty acyl-CoA hydrolase activity. The record is from RefSeq and is a predicted model, not a curated record. NCBI's taxonomy places the organism in Eukaryota, Viridiplantae, Streptophyta, Magnoliopsida, Malpighiales, Euphorbiaceae.
GAAUUUAAAAAUUAAAAAAUAAUAUAUAUUCCCUAAGCAUUGGAGAAUUUCUAAAAUAUAAAAUAUCCUCAGUAUGAAAACUUAAACGGACAAAUCGAUUCUUGUAUCUUACAUCAAUCAAUUACCCACUGCUUCACGUAUGUAUUAAUGGAAAUUUAAUUAAAUUCUAAGAAUUUCCAGAGCUUCAACCACCAGGCCACUAGCAAUUAAUGUGAACUGAGAUUCUGUAAUAUCAACAAUUUUAUUUAUUUUAUAAUGAAGUAAGGCUUCCCAUUACAGCAAGAAACAUUUAAUCUUAAUAUUUAAUUUAAUUUUCAAAUCUAAACAGGAAUUUGCAAGAUUAUAUAAACGGAUUCAUCAUUCCAUCUAGUCUGCCAAAAUAAACAGAAAUGGAAGAAGAAAGAGUCAAGAUUUCCAAGAAAUGGCUUCAACAGUUAUCAAAGGGCAAUGGGAGUCCAAUUGAUGGCUUAACUUCUGACAGCUUGAAAGUUGUGCAGGCACAGAAAGGCCUUAUACGUUGCCGUUUGGUUGUUUCAGAGCGCCAAGCAGAUGGUGAUGGAAAUUGGCAUGUGGGAGCUAUGGCAACUCUGGUUGACAAUAUUGCAGGAGCUACAGUCCAUUCUUUUGCUGGCCAAAUUAGACCUACUCUUAAUUUCAAUAUGUCUUAUUACUCUUCCGCCAAAAUUCAUGAGGAAGUAGAGAUAGAGGCAAAGAUAGUGGCAGAGAAAGGAAAGCUAGCAGCAGUGAUGGUAGAGAUAAAGAAGACUGAUAAUGGAGACCUAAUUGCUUCAGCGAAACAAUGGACUGCUUCUAAUAACAAUGCAGGCAGAGAAAGUAAGCUUUGGACGGCUUUAAAUUUUACUAAUAAUAAGAAAAACCCAAAACCUAAGCUUUGAGCUUCUAAUUAAUUAAAUUUAAUCACGCCAAUUAAUCUCACCCUUCACUGUAUAGAUUUUAAUUAGUUUGGUAGCUCAUUGGACUUUAUUUUUUCAUGGAAAAUAAUUUUUAAUUUUUUAUCGUUGUACCGUCAGUUGUA